GAACGUAUAGCGUCGUAUUGGUUUCCAGUUAGAGGCUGAGGUUUUGUAGUGUGUAGAGUAGGAGCGAAUAUUCAAGUGUAAAGAUGGUGGAUAAAUUUGUGGGAACAUGGAAGAUGGUUUCCAGCGAGAAUUUUGACGAAUACAUGAAGGCACUGGGUGUGGGUUUUGCCACUCGUCAGGUAGGAAACAGGACCAAGCCCAAUUUCAUUCUCAGCAUGGACGACCAAGGACUGAUAUGCAUGAAGUCGCAGAGCACUUUUAAAACUACUGAGGUCAAAUUCAAGCUCAAUGAAGCAUUUCAGGAGACCACUGCUGACGACAGAAAGACCACGACCGUGGUGAGCCUUGAGAACGACAAACUCAUGCAAAAACAGACCUGGGAUGGCAAAGAGACCACACUAGAGAGAGAAGUGACUGAUGGAAAAUUAAUAGCGACAUGCAAGAUGGGAGAUGUGGUGGCGGUGAGGACGUAUGUAAAAGAAGCAUGAUGAAAUGAUCCUGGCUUGAUAUUGGAGAUGCCUGGCUCAGUUCAAUGAGCAGUCAUUUAAUUUCCUUGUUUUCUUGUAUUCAUUUUUGACACCAAAGCCGUUGCAUUCCAGUGUAUUUUAAGAUGCAUUGAGAUUAAUCAUUGUGGUGCUUUGAAUAAAGUUUUGAUCAUAUCUGCCUUUAA
This is a messenger RNA of Pangasianodon hypophthalmus (striped catfish), 670 nucleotides long. It is a transcript of the gene fabp4a, whose product is annotated as fatty acid binding protein 4a. Gene Ontology annotation, biological process: fatty acid transport. NCBI's taxonomy places the organism in Eukaryota, Metazoa, Chordata, Actinopteri, Siluriformes, Pangasiidae. The transcript is spliced from 4 exons. The record is from RefSeq and is a predicted model, not a curated record. Bases 84 to 488 code for a protein of 134 amino acids. Gene Ontology annotation, molecular function: fatty acid binding. Gene Ontology annotation, cellular component: cytosol; nucleus.